AGCGUAUCAAAAUCAGUAGUAGUAAAAACAGAUGAAAUCAGUUAAAUAUUUAAAUAAAAAAAAUUUACAAAAAAAAUAUAAAUCUAUAAAAACACAAAAAAUAGAGAAUAGGAAAAAUGGCCUCAAUAAUAAAUGCACCUCAAGCCCAGGGCAUUGCCGAAGCCAUACCGGCAUGGAAGAAGUUCGACUGGAGCUCGGAUAUACAACAUGAUAUCUACAGAGACUGGGGCAAAUACUAUUUCAACCGGCGCAGGGAGAAUAUGGCGACGCACUAUUAUACGCAGGCAUUGACCCUGGAUGAAAGCGAUUAUAUGACUCUAUAUCAGCGCAGCAAGGCGCUGAGAGUUGCAGCCCAAAUCGAGCGAUCAUUGAAGGAUGCAAGAAAUGCUUCAGCCAUGGCCAGCAAGAAAAUGGGGCCUAAUGCACCAAUUAAUCUACAGAUUUGCGAUGCACUCUUUGACCUCAACGAAUUUGAGCAAAGUAUGGCCGAAUGCUUCGACAACACGCAAGCCUUUGUCGGCGUCAAGUCGGAAAAGUUUGAAAGUCGAUUUGAUGUGGUGAAUGAUGUCAUCAAAGAUGUCACCGGCAAGUCCAUGUCGUUGUUCUACUUGAAAAAUUCCAAACUGAUCGCACGGGUUAGAGAGAUAAACAAAGCCAAAGAGAUCAUUGACGAUCGGCCGAGGUGGAAGAUAUUGAGGGAUUUGGGAAAAUGUGAUAUACUCAGCAUACCAGAAGUGGAGGAAGAGAUUCUUUCGCCACUGGAAAUAGCUCGUAGAGCGCGUGCUUUCAACGUUAUACAUCAGACGUAUCUGAAUGAUUCGUGGGCAGAUGUUCUGUUCAUGAAACAGUUGAGCAACAAUCCCAACUUGCUGCUGGACCAGUGCAAACGUUCCAAGAAUUUCCUGAAUGCUCUCUCACAUAGGCAAUACGAUAUUGUCCGACAGUUUAUGAAAAUGUUGCAAUCUCGUAAUCCAUUGUACCACGUUAGCUACUUGAAGUUUCCAAAUAGGAAAAUGCUGGAAAUGAACAAGCAGGCGUAUCUUUUCCGCAUUCAAUACCAGACACAUCGCAAUAUGAUUGCCAAUCUAAGAGAAAUUCGUCGGCUGCGAAAUGAGGGGAGAGUUAAGAGUCUCUCGCAGUAUAUUGAGAAAAUCAUGGGUGAUUAUUAUGUGACGAAGACGAAUCGCGUCAUGUGCUGGAAAUUUGAGUUCAUCAAUGAGGUAUACAAUACCAUGGCACUGGCUCUGUGCGAACAGUAUCGUGUGCCGAAGAACUUCCGCUAUCAUCCGUUGUCAAUGUAUCAAUUGUUAUUGCUGCCCGCGGAUAAGCUCAAAGACGUAACGGCAUUUGUGUUCGGCGAUCGUUCCACAUACCAAGAUGGCGAUGUUCAAGAUCCUGUUGCUGCAAAUUCACGAAAACUGAUUGUUCGCAUGGAGAGACGAAUUUUAUUCGCAAAGUAUUCGAUUGAGAAAUGUUACCUCCUGCAUCAGAUUGCGAACGUUCAUCUGACACAAGGCCGAUAUGACGAGUGCUGUUUGAGUGCACGCAAAGCCGUCGAAGAAGCUCACAAUUGCAACAGCUUGUUGUGGACUUUUCUGAGCUACAUACAAGUGGUAAAGGCGAACACUGUGCAGCACAAGGUGGAAAAGACGAAGGAAGCUUUGGAUAAGGCUAUUCCCAUAGCGCAACAGCUAAAAAAUCCCGAUUUGAUCAAGUUUAUGGAGGUUUGCAAGACAUGCAAUGAAGAGGAUACCGUCAAGAAGCAAAGCAUUGUUUCAUCGCGUCGGAACAGCAAGCCUUCGAUCAACACUUCUAACAAUGAAGAUGAUGAUAUUAUCAUUAAAUAAUAUAUGCAUAGACAAAUCCAAUGUGUAUCACUACUCGAAUUAAAUGUACAUUGAACUAGUUCAA
Molecule: messenger RNA, 1911 nt
Organism: Drosophila grimshawi
Lineage: Eukaryota; Metazoa; Arthropoda; Insecta; Diptera; Drosophilidae
Exons: 8
Coding region: 117-1847 (576 amino acids)
Molecular function (GO): protein binding
Source: RefSeq, a predicted model, not a curated record